This is a messenger RNA of Durio zibethinus, 1203 nucleotides long. Its product is annotated as L-tryptophan--pyruvate aminotransferase 1-like. Gene Ontology annotation, molecular function: transaminase activity; carbon-sulfur lyase activity. The record is from RefSeq and is a predicted model, not a curated record. NCBI's taxonomy places the organism in Eukaryota, Viridiplantae, Streptophyta, Magnoliopsida, Malvales, Malvaceae. Gene Ontology annotation, biological process: amino acid metabolic process.
AUGGUGGUCGGCUUUGAGAAGUCAGUUUCCGCAACCAAAUCCGUCCCGUCCUCUGCCAAGAAGACUCUUUCCUCGGACUCUGUCAUCAACUUUGCUCGUGGUGAUCCUACGAUGUAUGAGUCCUACUGGAAGAGGUUGGGAGAAAGGUGUACUGUGGUGAUUUCUGGCAAUGAUUUGAUGAGCUACUUCAGCGACGCCGAAAAAGUAUGCUGGUUUUUGAUGCCAGAGCUUGAUCAUGCCAUUCGGAGAUUGCACCGCGUGGUUGGGAAUGCCAUCGCUGAUGAUGAUAGAUUCAUCGUGGUUGGGAAUGGCUCAACUCAGCUCUUCCAGGCUUUGCUCUAUGCCCUUUCUUCUCCUAAUGAGCCUGAGCCCAUUAGUGUGGUAGCUGCUGUCCCUUUCUACUCGUCAUAUCCAGAGGAGACUGAAUUCCUGUGUUCAGGGCUGUACAAAUGGGCAGGUGAUGCAUACUCCUUUGAUAAAGAUGGACCUUACAUAGAAGUGGUCACUUCACCCAACAACCCUGAUGGUGCAAUUCGAGAAGCUGUAGUGAAUCGUGAAGGUGGUAAACUUAUUCACGACCUAGCCUAUUAUUGGCCUCAAUACACGCCCAUUACUAGUAGGGCUGAUUAUGAUGUUAUGCUUUUCACCCUCUCCAAAGCCACAGGACAUGCUGGUUCUCGCAUUGGCUGGGCUAUCGUUAAGGAUAAAGAAAUCACCACCAAGAUGGUUAAGUUCAUAGAGCUGAGCAGCAUUGGGGUAUCCAAAGAAUCCCAGCUCCGGGCUGCCAAGAUUCUAGGAGUGAUCAGCGACGACUGCCAGAAUUCUGGUCCUAACAGAGAAGAAAACUUCUUUGAAUAUGGACAGCGCCUCAUGUCUGAAAGGUGGGAAAAGCUGCGGGAAGUGGUUAAACGCAAUGGAGUUUUCAGUCUGCCAAAGUACCCGCAAGAUUACUGCAACUUCAUUGGCAAAUACACUGAUUCGAACCCUGCCUUUGCAUGGCUGAAGAGCAAGGACGGCGUGAACUGUGACAAUCUCUUAAGAGAGCAUAAAUUAGUCACAAGGUGCGGGACGAAUUUUGGUGUUGGAUCAAAGUAUACAAGGAUUAGCAUGCUGAGUCCUGAUGAGGAGUUUAACCUUUUCUUGGAGAGGUUAUCAGCAAUCCAAGGACCACCAAUGGAAAGAUUAAUCGUGAAGGGCUGAAAA